This is a messenger RNA of Trematomus bernacchii (emerald rockcod), 1300 nucleotides long. RefSeq lists its product as uncharacterized. Gene Ontology annotation, cellular component: external side of plasma membrane; membrane raft. NCBI's taxonomy places the organism in Eukaryota, Metazoa, Chordata, Actinopteri, Perciformes, Nototheniidae. Gene Ontology annotation, molecular function: MHC class II protein binding; protein tyrosine kinase binding. The coding region runs from base 67 to 1224 and encodes 385 amino acids. The record is from RefSeq and is a predicted model, not a curated record. Gene Ontology annotation, biological process: T cell activation; positive regulation of ERK1 and ERK2 cascade; interleukin-15-mediated signaling pathway. The transcript is spliced from 9 exons.
CAGAGUCAUUAGUUCAGAGACGUCAGUUGAGGGCGUGAGAGCGAGAGACAGAGACGCAGAGACACGAUGGUUGAAUUCAGACGGAUUAAUACGACUUUAGUGGUGAUACUGCUGCUUCAGUUUACAGUUUUAUCUUCAACACCAGUGACUGGACCGAAUUCCUCCCUCACUGUCAGAGCUGGACAUAGUGUCACUUUGCCUUGUGAAAAUGUGAUAAAACCUCAGGACAAAUGUAACAGUACUACCUGGAUCCACAGUCGUGAUGGUGAAACAUCAAACGAGCUGAUUAAUCUUGGGCGGAUAGGUACAAAUGAGAUUUCUAAAGCUAAAUCAGACAGACUGAAUUUGACAGAAGACUGUUCUCUGUUUAUAAAAAAUGUCACACGUGAGGAUGUUGGUCAUUACACCUGCAAACAGUACAACAGAUCAGGACAAGAACAAGGUCCAGACUUUCAGGUUCUUCUGUCUGUUAUUAACAUGACUCAAGAUAAACAAAAUGAUACGAUCACCUUGUUCUGCUCUGUGUUGACAUACAAAGAGUGUAAACACACAGUGGAGUGGGUGUACGAGGGUAAUCAGAAUGACGUAGAGAUAAGACCAGCUGCCUGUUCAUCCAGGGUGGCAUUUGCUUCUCAUCUUGAUCAAAAGUUGCUGAAGUGUAACGUGACAGAUACUGAGACUCGAGAAACUCUGCUGAUGGAUGUCGGACCCUUUUCUUUGAGAGAGAAAACAGGAAAUGCAUCAAAAGGGAGAAAUAUUCCCCCGUCUGAAAAGAAUAACGAUCCAAAAGGUGAGUGGUGGUGGUACAUCGUUGCGGCUGUGGGUUUAGCAGCGCUCUUAAUAGUCAUUGUGGCGGUCAUCAGAUGGAAGAAAACUAAAGGGGACCGACCACGUAUGGAUGACAGGAUCGAACAGGGCCUUAACCCUGCAGUGACUCAGCCAGGUCCAGAAAACACGGCGGAUCGUGAAGAGGAUGUUUCCUACGCCUCCGUCAGCUACAGCAAGAACACCAGCAGCAAGAACACCAGCAGCAAAGCCCAGGGUCAGAGUAAGGAAGAUGAUGAAGAAGAUGAUUUAGUGACCUACAGCACGGUGAAAGCUCCUUCUUCUUCUUCUUCUGCUGGAGCCUCCGCUGAUCCCAGUAGCCUCUACGCUACCGUCAACAAACCAACAAAAGAAGCGGUGACAGUUACAGCUCAUGUCGAAACAUUGAUUUCACAUUGAAAACCAAGUAUUUUUUAUUCUGUGAGGCCCUUUAACUAGAAAUCCACUCACUGUGUUACUGAUAUUCAUUGAUACC